Molecule: messenger RNA, 1614 nt
Organism: Lasiodiplodia theobromae
Lineage: Eukaryota; Fungi; Ascomycota; Dothideomycetes; Botryosphaeriales; Botryosphaeriaceae
Product: MFS sugar transporter
Exons: 7
Coding region: 1-1614 (537 amino acids)
Biological process (GO): carbohydrate transport; transmembrane transport
Cellular component (GO): membrane
Molecular function (GO): carbohydrate:proton symporter activity
Source: RefSeq, a predicted model, not a curated record
AUGGCGAAGACUGGGUCCCAUACCAGUGCCUACGGCAAGCUCGUUUUUGCUUUUAUCGCAAUCGGUUCACUGACAUACGGUUAUGCUGCGUCCAUCAUUAGCUCGACCAUCGGUCUGCCGGGUUGGUACCUGUAUUUUGACCUCCCUCAGAGUGAAGAGCCUGGUUAUGCCAGCAUAACAACGCCCGUCAUCUCCACGGCAAAUGGCCUCUUCAGCGCUGGCGGAGCGGUGGCCACGCUCAUCGUUAUGUGGUCUUGCGAUGCCUUUGGCCGCAUUCGUAACAUCCAAGCUGCCUGUCUGCUCGGUAUCCUUGGAGGAGCUCUUCAAGGUGGAGCAACCAGCAUUGGGAUUUUCCAAGCGGGUAGAUUCAUCAUGGGAAUGUGUGUCGGCGCUAUGGUCACGGUUUGCCCGAUGUACUUCUCCGAGAUGGCUGAUCCGGCCUCACGCGGCUGGCUGGUUGGUCACCACGCCAUCUUCCUGGUGUUUGGAUACAUGCUUGCGGGAUGGAUUGGAUUCGCUGUCUACUUUGCUCCUCCUGAGUUCAGUUGGCGAUUCCCGCUCUGCUUCCAGAUCCUACCGCCGGUGAUCCUGCUCGCGGGUUCUCCCUGGGUCCCCCGAUCGCCGCGCUGGUUGGCGUCCAAGGGUCAUAUGGAAGAGGCGUAUGAAGUUCUACGGAAGCUGAGGAGAUCCCCCGAGGACCCGAACAACCUGGCGGCGAAGGAGGAAAUGUUCCAGAUCAAGGAGCAGCUUCGCAUGGAUGCCAACAAGCUGUCAGCGUACGGCGGCAACCCUUGGAAGGCCGUGAUCCAGAAGAAGAGCUACCGCAAGCGCAUGAUCAUCGGCUUCCUGACGCAGUGGGGUGCCGAGUUUGGAGGACCGCUCAUCAUCAACAACUAUGCCGUCAUUCUGUACACCAACCUCGGACAAACGGGCUACAUGCCGCUGCUGCUUUCGGCCCUAUGGCUGACGACAGCAGGCAUCAUCUACAACCCGUUGGGGGCAUGGUUACACGACAAGGUCAACUCGCGUCGCAAGAUGUACAUGACGGGAUUCGCGGGUAUCAUCGUCACGACGUCGAUCCUCGCGGCCAUGACGGCUGAGUAUGUCGGCACUACAAACAAGGCGGGCAAUGCUAUCGGGGUGCUGAUGAUGUUCCUGUACCUCGCAAUGCAGGGCACUUUCUGCGACACGACCAUGUACCUCUACGUGUCGGAGAUAUUCCCCACAGAGAUUAGGUCGAUCGGGAUGGGGUGGUCGCUGUUUGGACAGUUCUCCUCGACGAUUAUUCUCCUGCAAACGGCCCCCAUUGGCUUCGCCGAGGCGGGUUGGAAGUACUACCUGGUCAUCAUCUGCUGGAGCGCGUUCUUCCUGCCGUGCAUCUACUUCUUCUGGCCUGAGACUGCCCGUCUGUCGCUGGAGGAGAUCGGCAAGAAUUUUGGAGACGAGGUCGCCGUACACAUCACUGACGCGACCGACGAGGAGAAGGCGCGCCUUGACCGCGAGCUGCAGGACGCUGAUGUGGUUAAGGACAACGGCGUCGUUGUGAGCAGCGAGGCCCAAGGGGCUCGUGGCAGCGAGAGCGUGAGCGAGCAGGAUAACCAGAAGAAUGCGUAG